CGUUUUACUUUUAAACUAUUGUGAAAUGAAAACGUAUUUAAAAAAAAAUGCAUACAUUAAAUUAAAACACCCUUGUAAUAGCAAUCCAAACUUCGGUGUAACCAUUAACCUUCAUAAACCCACUCCAAGUUAAUUAGCUUGUCUGUGUUACGUUGAAAUUCACAUAAUUUCAAAAUAUUUUAUAAAUGUCUCCGUAGGUUGCCUCAGUCGGGAAGUGGUUGCAAAGCAAAUGUUUAACCAUGAACACAUGAGCUUUCAGAAGUAAAGCAUCCUCAUAGCAUGAUGCUAACACCAUCAUGCUUCAUGGCAAAUUUGUAAAGAAUGACUGUACAGCUGAUCUUGAAACUGACUGUAGAGACUGCCCAGAGAAUUCCUUCUCUGACUCCAUUGACCGCCUGAAGGAGUGUUCACCAUGCCACGAAUGUCAACAGGUCUUUACAAGUAAAUGCAAUCAAACCGCAAACGCAAAAUGUUCAUGUCACCCUGGUUUCCUCUGCUCAAACCUUGACUGCACCAAAUGUGAACAAAAGAAAUGCAGCAAGGGGGAGGAAGUGAAACGGACAGGUUCCAUAGAAUACACUUAUAAAUGUGUUGUCUGUCCGAACAACACAUACUCUGAUACGGAAGAAGGUCCCUGCAAACCACUGACAAGGUGUGAAGCAAGUGGCUAUGUCCCAAUCUUCCCUGGGAACAAGACACACAACGCCCAAUGUGGCCUGCAUGACAAAAAAGAAAAGCUGGAUGCCAUUAAGCUGAUUAUGGCCAUUGGCUUCUUCUUCUUCGGUUUCUCCCUACUGAUGUUUCUUACUUGUGCCUGUUUCUGGAUAAGCAAGCAAAAGCCAAAAGCUAGAGCUACAAACAGCCCUACUAUAAGUGUUUCUGUUGCCCCUCAAGAUGUAUGUGGCUGCCCACUUUCAAAGGAGGAGAGUGUGGGCCAGCACAUCCAGCCAACUGAAAGUGAUAACUACAGCAACCAGAGUCUGCUGUCGACAGAGAGCAACUGUUUUGUGUGAUAUCUAACGGGGAAGCAAUUCAUUCAGCGGUAGCAUGGUGUCAGUCAACCAGAUAUCAUUUCAUUGUCUUUUGAUAUGUUUAUCAUUUUCUAUCAUUCAUCUUUCAGUUGCUACAUCUACUGUAUGUUUUCAUGGAAACUAAGGACAUUUCUAAGUGACCCCAAACUUUUGAACAGUUUUACAGUAUAUGUAAUGUAAUGUAAUGCAUUAACGGUUUCGCUCAGCUAUGAAGAAAUAUGUAAAUAAAGCAUUAUAGCCUAUGAAACAUUACCCUUUAGAAGGGCAUAU
Esox lucius (northern pike) is the source of this 1301-nucleotide messenger RNA. RefSeq names its product tumor necrosis factor receptor superfamily, member 18 (gene tnfrsf18). The record is from RefSeq and is a predicted model, not a curated record. Gene Ontology annotation, cellular component: plasma membrane; external side of plasma membrane. The coding region runs from base 297 to 1013 and encodes 238 amino acids. The transcript has 7 exons. Gene Ontology annotation, molecular function: protein binding; tumor necrosis factor receptor activity. Lineage: Eukaryota; Metazoa; Chordata; Actinopteri; Esociformes; Esocidae. Gene Ontology annotation, biological process: positive regulation of cell adhesion; negative regulation of apoptotic process.